This is a messenger RNA of Linum tenue, 1649 nucleotides long. NCBI's taxonomy places the organism in Eukaryota, Viridiplantae, Streptophyta, Magnoliopsida, Malpighiales, Linaceae. The record is from the annotation of a GenBank genome assembly.
GUCGCCAUGUAACAAAACAGAAUUUGUAAGCUAACCAAAACCUCCUCCUCCUCCUCUUCUUCUCCCCUAUAAAAUCAGCUUUCCUCUCCACACUCCAAUGCACCACUUCUCCACAAUUACAGUAAUGGAGAAAUCCCAAAUCAAAGUUUGCGUCACGGGAGGCUCUGGCUUCAUCGGCUCCUCCCUCGUCAAGAAACUGCUGGAAAAGGGCUACACCGUCCACGCCACCCUCCGCAAUCUCGAGGACAAGGCGAAAGUGGGUCUCCUGACUUCCCUCCACAACGCCGAGACCAAUUUGGUCCUGUUCGAAGCCGAUAUCUACAACCCAGAUCAGUUCCAGGCCGCCAUCAAUGGCUGCGAAUUCGUUUUCCACGUCGCUUACCCUCUCCAACACAACCAGAACAGCUCCACGUACAAGGACAGGAUGGAAGCCAUGGCUGCCGGGUCGAAGAGCAUAGCGGAAAGCUGCAUCAAAUCGGGAACCGUGAAGCGGCUGAUAUACACCGCCUCCGUCAUGGCGGCGUCGCCCCUGUUUCAGGACGGAGUCGGUUACGGUGACGCCAUUGAUGAGUCAUGUUGGACACCUCUCAACGUCUCUUUCAAAUGCAGCGAUACUUUCACCUUGGAAUACACGAGGGGAAAGACAGUGGCGGAGAAAGAAGUGCUGAAGUACAACUACGACGCCGCCGCCGGCAAGCUGGAAGUGGUGAGCCUGGUCACGGGGCUGGUCGGCGGGGACACGAUUCUCUCGCACGUGCCGACGAGCGUGGAGGUGAUCGUCUCUCCGGCCACCGGAAACUUGUUCGGCUACAACCACGGGCUGAUGCUGAUACAGGAGUUGUUGGGAUCGGUGCCGCUCGUCCACGUGGAAGACGCCUGUGAAGCGCUGGUUUUCUGCGUGGAAGGGGAGAAGACGGCGUCGCUUAAGGGUAGGUUUCUGUGCGCAGCUGGCAGCCUGAGCGUGAGGGAAAUCGCCACGUGUAUCCGGGGCCGCCAUCUCGACUGCCACGUGGAUGCCACGAUGAUGGGCGAAGAUGGGAAAGGAAUCAAGCUGGACAAUUCGAAGCUCGUGGAGAUGGGGUUUAGGUACAAGUACGAUGCAAAGGGUGUUAUCGAGGAGAGCUUGGAGUGUGCCAAACGCCUUGGUGCUCUUCCUGACCUAGCUCGUUAGAGCUUUUUCGACGAAAUUGGAACGGAGUUCAAUUAUUUCGUAUGUCAGUCAGUUGGAUACGAAUGUCUGAAAGAUCCGUUGGAAUUGUGUAUGAUUUUAGAAUUUCUUAAGAAAUUCGAGAAUUAGAAAUGUCGUUUUGUAGUGAGUCGGAUUGAAGGAUGGUCGUUUCACUAGGCCGCUGAAAUUGUGUCCUCGCUCCCGACAUCGAGUUGAAUAUGUUUUGAAGGAGAGUAAAUAUGUGGCUAAUUGUCUUGUUUAUGUAGGUUAUUGUUUGAACCUAACUGAGUGUAGGAGUGAGGUUCGAAUGAGAGUUUGGGUCAAGAAGAAACGCGAGCGUCAAGUUCGAUCGGGGAGAGAGGAAUUAGAGAGUUGAGCGAGGACCGGAGUCCAAACUUUUAGAAAGAGAAGUAAUUGUUAUAGAGAGAGAAUGGUGAAAAAUGCGAUCCCCUCACCCACCGUAGUAAAUGCCGUAUUUAUA